Molecule: messenger RNA, 850 nt
Organism: Anthonomus grandis grandis
Lineage: Eukaryota; Metazoa; Arthropoda; Insecta; Coleoptera; Curculionidae
Product: pupal cuticle protein 20-like
Exons: 4
Coding region: 71-763 (230 amino acids)
Cellular component (GO): chitin-based extracellular matrix
Molecular function (GO): structural constituent of chitin-based larval cuticle
Source: RefSeq, a predicted model, not a curated record
AUGUAGUCGAGUUUAUAUCAGAAGACAUUUAGCGUUUGCCAAGAAAAGAAAUUAAAUAACAGCUAAUAAUAUGAGGGUGUACAUUGUCGCAUUCUUUCUAAGCGUAGCUUCUUGUGCGCGCCUAGAUAAUUUAUCCUAUCUUCCUCCUAAUCAAGGAUCUCAAUUCUCUGUUAAUCAACGUAACACCGCUGGACUUAAUAGUUAUUCCAGUGGAGGUUUUGCUGCAGGUAGUUUUUCCGGUCAUUCCUCGUCCACUGGAGCUAGUGCAGAAACUUUUAAGCAAAUUCCAAUUUUAAAACUUGCUUCUGAUAAUAACGGAGACGGUACCUACAAAUUAAACUACGAAACAGAGAACAAGAUCUCUGCCGAAGAGCAAGGUGAUGCUAGAGGAGAUGGAACUAAGGCCCGAGGUUCUUUUGGUUACACUGGAGUUGAUGGUCAACAAGUUUCAAUUUCAUAUACUGCUGAUGAAAAUGGUUUUGUAGCCCAAGGUGCUCAUAUUCCGACUCCACCUGCAAUUCCCGAAGCUAUUCUAAAAGGUCUUCAAGAAAGUGCAGCUGCUGAAGCCAAUGGUAUACUUGAUGAUGGUUUUUACCAUGGAGAAGGUUUGGAGGAAUCUCAGUAUCAUGGAGAAGGUCUUAACGAAGGACAAUACCGGGGUGAGGGUUUGGAUACUGGUUCUGGUGCGUCUUCCUCUUCCCGCACUUUUGGAACAAGUGCCAUUAAUGGAAAUUCUGCUAUUAAUGGAGGAUAUCGAUACUAAAUUUAUGUGGAUUUUGUAUUAUAAAUUUGUAAAAUUGAAUUUGUAGAGCGUUUUGUCAAAUAAAAGCUUAAUAUUUUUUAUCAUGAA